Molecule: messenger RNA, 8988 nt
Organism: Corylus avellana
Lineage: Eukaryota; Viridiplantae; Streptophyta; Magnoliopsida; Fagales; Betulaceae
Product: protein NO VEIN
Biological process (GO): leaf vascular tissue pattern formation; embryo development ending in seed dormancy; root development
Cellular component (GO): nucleus
Source: RefSeq, a predicted model, not a curated record
AAACCUUUCCCUCCUCUCUUUCACACCUACUUCACUCCGCUCUUUCCCGCUAUGUACGGACGCCCCUCUGCCGGCGGCAUCCGCUGGGAUUCUCAGCAGCCACCUGCGCAGGCGCAAGCGCAAGCGCAGACGCAGGCGCUGGCGCUGGCACAGGCACAGGCGCAAGCGCUGGCACAGGCACAGGCACAGGCACAGGCGCAAGCGCUGGCACAGGCGCAGGCGGGCUCACUUCCAAAUCCCAAUUUCUUCCUCCAAAACCCCAACUUUUACGUCCAAGACCCCACCUUCCUUCACCACCUCCUCCUCCAAAACCAAAGCUUCCCGGUCCAAAACCCUGGCUUUCCAAUGCAAAACACUUACUUCCCUACCCAAAACCCUAACGUACCUGUCCAAAACGCUAACGUACCUGUACAAAAUCCUAACCCUAGCCCGCCUCCGCAGAAGCUACCCAAUCAAAGGCCCGAGGCCCCGAGUGCCUCGAAGGACCCUUACUUCCCUACCCAAAACCCUAACCCUAGGCCCCCUCCGCAGAAGCUACCCAAUCAAAGGCCCAAGGGCCCGAGUUCCUCGAAGAACUGUAAUGAGCUUCUCGAGCAGGUGGACUGCGCCGUCGCCGAGGCUCGCCGAAAGAUUAUCGAGGCAGGAGAGAGCGUGACGUCGUGGAAAGUGUCUCAGGAUGCGCUGUUGAUGCUCAAGGUCGACUCGUGGAGCUCUCUAGGGUUUAAAAUGCAGGCGGUUCCAAAUCUUCACCGCCUUAUAGUCACGGAAGGGAAGAUAAAUGCAUUUAUCCAUUGCUUUGUUGGGGUCCGAAGAAUCACUUCAUUGUAUGAUUUGCAAGUGGAAAUCUGCAAGAACGAGGGUGUGGAGCAGUUUGAGGAGCUGGAAUUGGGUCCUUUGUUGCGACACCCACUUAUCUUGCAUUAUUUCUCAGUGAAAUCUGAUGUCACUGAGGUCUUUAAAAUAGUUGGUGAAGAGAUAAUUUCUUUCUUGUGGAAGUUCAUAUAUAGGAGUAAGAAUAAAGAAAUUAGGGUUGAAGAGUUUUUGGAUUUCAUUGCUAAGAAGCGAUCGGUUGCAGGCAAGGAAAAGCUUGGCAUACGAAUUCAAAGCUUGGGGAUGCAUAUUUCUGCUAUCCGAAAUGCGAGGAACUUAGAGAAUGGCACAUUACAGAAAUCUAUAGAGGGAUUGAAACGAGAAUCUGAUAAGAAAUACAGGAAGCGUCCUCUUUUUUCAUCACAGAAGAAACAGCUGGAUGAACGUUUCAGUUCCAUUUCCCAGCGCAUCAAAUCAUUUUCCUCAGAAAAGAAGGAUUUUUGUGGCAAACACACAAGAUUUGUUUCUUCAAGCUCAGAUGAUGAAAAUAGUGAUGAUUGUACUUCUGAAGAGGAAAGGAUUGACAGUGCCACAGGCAGCCACUUUAACUUGCCAUCACACAAUGUAAAAAGUUCUGACCGAGUGAGCAACUGUCCUUACCCGUCAGAAAUUGAAGAGAUGACACGGCUUGGGUUGAAAGCUGAAAUGCAGGGGCAUCCUUCUCCUACUAAUGGCAGCGCAAGGUACAACAUGAUGAGUGGAUCAUCUAAAAAGAGAAGAAAAUCUGAAAAUCUAAGUUCCACCAUGUCUGCACCCUCUGGAUCAUCUAAAAAGAAAAGAAAAUCUGAAAAUCUGGUAGAACUAGAUGUGCACCCAGUAGAUAAUUCCAAUGAGACAGGUGUUUUUAAAUACAUGAAUAGAGCUAAUCUUGCGGUUGUUUCUGACGACGCUCGAAGGAUGUUUAUAACAACCUGGAAGGAGGCAUGUCAGGAGGAUAACGUGUCUGAGGUUUUUGAGAGGAUGCUUCGAUUUUAUGGCUAUAAACUUCCGCGGCGAAAGAGAAUCAGAUCAAUAUGUUCAUCAUUCCCAUUUGUUGGAUUACUGCAUGUCGCUAUCUCUUCUAUCAAAUAUGGAAUGUGGGACAGUAUAUAUGAUACUUUUCAAGCCUUAAGUCAACAAGAUUUAACACAGACACGUAUGGAAAAAAAUUCUUUAUAUGAGAUCAUAGAUGUUGAACCAAGUGUUAAGGAUGCACCUGUCAUAGCUGAGUAUGAUGUGGAGCGCACACGAGGUGUUUCUGUUGAAGACAUUAUCCAGAAAGUAUCAACGUAUUUUCUGCCUGAUUAUGAAAUCAAGAGUUAUGCUAAAUCACUCCUAGAAAGGAGAAUUAUCCUCUUGAGGAAGCUUUAUAAUUGCGAGUUUUGGCUGGCAGAGCAAUUUAGAGUCGAGGCAUUCAAGUCUCUUGGUCAUGGGGAGUUUUUAAUGUUCGUAGAAAAACAUGCCUCUAUGCUACCUGAUGAGAUAUACAAGUUUUUAACAGGUGACAUAUGUGAAAAGUCACCUUUGGAGGUUCACAUGGUUCAGCAUCAGUUGGUUGUAUUAUUAUCACAGGCUUUAAAUGGCUUACGGGAAAAAGAAAUAAUGACUAAGCAGAUGAUUUCUUCACUACUUAUGAGGCAAUUCCCGUUGAUAAGUCUCAAAAUUUUGGAAAAUGGUUCCGUGGCAGAUUUUCUAGAUAUGGUGGGGAAGCAUAAGAAAAACUUAGUUUCUAAAGGUGUCCUAUUUUCUGUAACGUUAUUUGAAAUGUGUUAUGAUGGAAAUGAUUUAUUGGAAACCACCAAGGUGAGAACUGACAUCUGCCGGAAAACAGGAGCCCUUAAAUCGGUUACAUCCAGAGAUGCAAUUGAAGUUUUACUUAGGGCACCACUGAUGUCAGAUUUAAACUUAUGGUCACAUUGGGACCUGAUAUUCGCUCCCUCGCUUGGUCCUCUGGUACCAUGGCUGUUGAGUGAAGUCAACACAAAAGAGUUGUUGUGUGUUGUGACUAAAGAUGGAAAGGUCCUGCGCAUAGAUCACUCAGCUACUGUGGAUUCAUUCUUGGAAGCUGCACUUCUAGGAUCCCCUUUCCAAACAGCGUUGCAGCUCUUAUCUCUGUUCUCAUUAGUUGGGGGAGAAAAAUAUGUGCCCUUGUCCCUUUUAAAAUGUCAUGCACGGCAUGCAUUUGAAGUUAUUUUGAAGAAUUCUAUGGAGAGCAUGGAAGUAGAUGACAUUUGGAACUCUCUCAUGCAAGGAGACACUAGACUGAAAGUGGUUGACGAAGUUGCUACUGCUAAUUUGAGUAGUGAGUUACACAUAAAUUUGUGCAAAACGAAUAAAGCAGUGCCUGUUGUGUCAAGAUUUGUCCUUGAUUGUCUUGGCUAUUUGCCCACAGAGUUUCGUGGUUUUGCUGCUGAUGUUUUCCUUUCUGGAAUGCGAACUCUUAUCAAGGAUUCCGCUUCGGCAAUUAUGUGUGAAUGCAAUCGAACAGAUCAGCGUCUCAUGCUUCAUGAAGUAGGAUUGUCUCUUGGUAUAGUGGAGUGGAUUGAUGAUUAUCAUUCAUUUUGUUCUACUGAAGCUACUGAUUUGUUCACAUCUGGAAGUUCAUGCUUGAAAGCUGCUAGGCCUGAGAAUGGCAUAGGCUCUAAGAAUAUGCAAGAUGCAUUGGGUAAGUCUUCCACUCCUGAAGUGACUAUCAAUGAACCUGUUGUGGCAGAUGGUCAUGAUGAAGAAUGCACUAUAGUUGGUCGAUCAAUUGAUGGGUUAGAAGUUGUUGAUGAUAGAAUUGGCUGUAGUCGCACGCAAUAUUUGUCUGAAGUUGAUGAAUAUAAGAAUGCAGCCUUAGUCAUUGAAUCUAUCAGGCGGGAUGAAUUUGGUCUGGAUCCAAGUCUUUCUAGCACUGAAAGUAGCAUGUUGAAGAAGCAGCAUGCUCGACUUGGGAGAGCACUUCAUUGUCUUUCACAGGAGUUAUAUUCUCAAGAUUCGCAUUUUCUUCUUGAGCUGGUUCAAAACGCUGAUGAUAAUGAUUAUCCAGAAAAUGUGGAACCGACUCUGACAUUCAUUCUUCGAGAGUCAGAUAUUAUUGUUCUAAAUAAUGAGCAAGGCUUCUCUGCUCAGAACAUCAAAGCUCUUUGUGAUGUUGGAAACUCGACAAAGAAAGGAUCUAAUGCUGGAUAUAUAGGGCAGAAAGGCAUUGGCUUCAAAUCGGUAUUUCGGGUCACAGAUGCUCCAGAGAUUCAUUCUAAUGGGUUUCAUGUCAAAUUUGAUAUAAGUGAGGGCCAGAUUGGUUUUGUUUUGCCAACAAUAGUGCCUCCAUGUGAUAUUGGCUUGUUUAGUAGGUUGGCAUCUAGUGACACUGAUCGAUUGGAUGGUAAAUGCUGGAACACUUGCAUUGCACUUCCUUUCAGAUCAAGAUUAUCAGAUGGAGCAGUGAUGAACAGCAUUAUGACUAUGUUUUCAGAUCUUCACCCUUCUUUGUUGCUUUUUCUUCACCGACUUAAGUGUAUUAAGUUUAGAAACUUGCUCAACAAUUCAUUUAUCGUGAUGAGAAAAGAAAUCAUGGGGGAUGGCAUCGUUAGGGUUUCCCACGGAAAAGAGAAGAUGACGUGGUUUGUAGCAUCUCAGAAGCUGCAGGCAGAUGUCAUUCGUCGUGUUGUGCAAACAACAGAAAUCUCUGUAGCAUUUACAUUGCAGGAAUCAGUUGGAGAUUACAUUCCAAUUGUUGACCAACAGCCCGUUUUUGCAUUUCUUCCUCUAAGAACUUAUGGUCUGAAAUUUAUUCUCCAAGGUGAUUUUGUUCUUCCUUCAUCUAGAGAGGAAGUGGAUGGUGAUAGUCCCUGGAACCAGUGGUUAUUGUCUGAAUUUCCUAAUUUGUUUGUUGGUGCGGAGAGAUCCUUUUGCACUCUUUCGUGUUUUAGAGAAAAUCCAGGAAAAGCUGUGUCAGCUUUUAUGAGCUUUGUUCCACUUGUUGGGGAAGUUCAUGGUUUCUUUUCUAGUCUUCCACGGUUGAUUAUUUCUAAAUUACGAAUGUCAAACUGCUUACUUCUGGAUGGAGGCCAUGACAGAUGGGUUCCCCCAUGCAAGGUUCUAAGUGGUUGGAAUGAACAAGCUCGCUCUCUUCUUCCUGAUGCUUUGCUUAGUGAGCAUCUUGGCCUUGGAUUCUUGGAUAGAAAUAUAAAAGUGUCUGAUUCAUUAGCAAGGGCACUGGGUAUUCAGGAAUAUGGAGCCACAAUUCUACUUCAAUUUAUAUCCUCUUUAAGGCAUGUGGAAAAUGGCAUCAAAUCAAUGGGCCUGAUUUGGUUGUCUUCUUUGCUAAAUGCACUAUAUACAAUGUCAUUCCAUUCUUCUGGGCAAAUUUUGUUAAACUCUGAUACAGAAAUGGAUCUCAUAGAGAACCUUCAAAAAAUACCUCUUAUUCCCCUUUCAGAUGGUACGUACAGUUCCGUGGAUGAAGGUACAAUCUGGUUACAAUCUGAUGCUGUAAGCACGGGGUUUGAUGUUGAGCAUGGACCUGAAGCUUUCCCAAAUUUAUUCACUAAACUUCGGACUGUAUGCCCUACCCUGCUUUCUGCAUCAACUGUUGAUACCUCUUGUGUGGACACGAGUUUGAUAGACAAUAUAACCAAGAUGCUUCAUAGAAUUGGUGUCCAGCGGUUGUCUGCUCAUGAAAUUAUGAAGCUGCACAUCUUGCCAGCUGUAUCUGAUGACAGAAUUGUAAAUAGGGACACAAAUUUGAUGACGGAGUAUCUGUGCUUUGUAAUGAUCCACCUACAGUCUAGCUGCCCUGAUUGUCGUGUCGAGAGGGAAUACAUAAUCUCUGAAUUACGAAAUAAAGCUUUCAUUUUAACAAAUCAUGGUUUUAAACGACCUGUUGAGGUGUCGAUUCAUUUUAGUAAAGAAUAUGGAAAUCCAGUCCAUGUUAAUAAGUUGAUCAAUGUUGUAGAUAUGAAAUGGCAUGAGGUUGACACCACAUACUUGAGGCAUCCAGUUAGUAAAUCACUCUCAUGUGGAGUAAUGAAAUGGAGGGAGUUCUUCCAGGAAAUAGGCAUUAUGGAUUUUGUGCAAAUACUUCAGGUUGAUAAGACUCUUGCUGAUCUAUCUCCUACCAUUUUUAGGAAUCUAAUGUGGGAAAAAGAUCUGAUUUCCCCUGAAUCGAUUGUCAAAGAUUGGGAAUCCCAUGAAUUGGUCCAUUUAAUAUCCCUAUUGUCCAAAAAUGGCAUGCGGCAAAGUUGUAUAUAUCUGUUGGAGGUUUUGGAUACACUAUGGGAUGGUUGUUUUAGUGACAAAGCUACAGGUUACUGCAACCCUAAAUCUGGUGGAGAUAGCAAACUCUUCAAGUCUUCAUUCAUGAGCAGCAUUUGUGAUGUCCAGUGGGUAGUGUCUAGCAUGGAUGAUGAGCUUCACUAUCCUAAAGAUUUAUUUUAUGAUUGUGAUGAAGUACGCUUCGUUCUGGGUGCCUCUGCUCCAUAUGCUGUCCCAAAGGUGAGAAAUGGAAAAUUAGUAAGUGACAUUGGGUUUAAGAUUAAAGUUACCAUUGAUGACGUUUUGGAAACUCUGAAAGUAUGGAGAAGAUCUAAGACACCUUUCAAGGCCAGCAUAUCUCAAAUGUCAAAAUUGUACACAUUCAUUUGGAAUGGAAUGGCUAUUUCAAACCAGAAGAUCACAGAGGAGUUACAUUCAGGGCCUUUUAUAUUUGUUCCAUAUGCAUCUGGCUCUAGGCUUGAUGAUGUGGUACCUGGUACAUUCUUGUCUCCCGAAGAAGUCUGUUGGCAUGAUUCAACUGGUUCUCUGAACCAAAUGGAGGAGAUUCAUUCUCAGUGCAGUUCAACAGGAGCGUCUUAUCGCCCCUUACUCAAGACGCUGAACAAUAUUUAUCCAGGCCUUCAUCACUUUUUCAUUGACAACUGCGGAGUAGUAGAGACCCCUCUUCUCCGUAGCUAUCUAAAGAUUUUACUGCAGUUAUCUGCUGUCGCUUUGCCUUCACAAGCAGCUAAUGCAGUUUUCCAAGUUUUUCUUAAGUGGAGUGAUGGACUGAACUCUGGACUCUUAAGACCUGAAGAUGUCAUUUACUUGAAAGAAUGUCUUUCGAAAUCGGAAUUUAUAGUGCUCCCAACAGAACAAGAUCAAUGGGUUUCUCUACACCCUUCCUUUGGCCUUGUGUGUUGGUGUGAUGAUAGGAAGUUGAGGAAGCAAUUUAAGCAUUUUGAUAACAUUAGUUUUCUGUACUUCGGCGAACUUAGUGAGGAUGAAAAACAGAUACUUCAAACAAAAAUUGCCACCCUCAUGCAGACCUUAGGGAUUCCUGCUCUCUCAGAGGUUGUAACUCGUGAAGCAAUAUAUUAUGGUCUUGCUGACUGUAGCUUUAAUGCUUCAUUGGUGGGAUGGGCUCUUCCUUAUGCUCAGCGCUACUUCUGUAGUGUACACCCUGAUAAAUAUAUUCAACUCAAGCAGUCUGGAUUUGAUAUUCUGGAUCGUCUACAAGUCAUUGUUGUUGAAAAGCUAUACUACAGGAAUGUCAUAAAUUGUUGUGGUGGUGCAUCUAAGAAGCGAAUUGAAUGUAGCUGUCUUCUGCAGGGUGACAUUUUGUACACAACCCAAGGAUCUGAUUCUCAUGCCAUAUUUUUGGAACUGUCACGAUUGUUAUUCGAUGGAACUCCCAAUUUACACUUGGCAAAUUUCCUUCACAUGAUCACAACCAUGGCCGAAUCAGGUUCCACUGAGGAGCAGACAGAGUUUUUCAUUUUGAAUAGUCAAAAGAUGCCUAAGCUUCCUGAUGAAGAAUCUGUUUGGUCCCUCUCGUCCGUACCUCCAUCGAGAAAGAAUGAUCAUUCGCUCCAGACAAAUAUUGAUUCAACCAUAAUAGAUGACAAAUGUUAUUCGAAGUUGAAAAAGAAAGCAAGAAAUAACCCAAACUGGCCACCUGUGGAUUGGAAAAAUGCACCAGGUUUUUGUUAUGCUCGUGCAAAUGGUUACAACACACAGGCAACAACUGUACAACCUAGGAGCAGCCCACAAAAGGAGUCUGAAGGCAGUGUCAUGCAAACUGAUAAUGUUGUUCUGAUCUCAGAUGAUGAUGAUUUCACCAUUGAACAUGACUCAGCAGGAGCUUCAGCGGUUUUAUUUUUGUCAGACAAUGACAAUUUGGAAGACCAGUCUGGCCAUGCUCAUAAUCAGACAGAUUCUGGAGUAAAUGUUGAAUUUGAUCCAGUUGAUUUAGAUAUUAUGUCCAAUAGCCCUGACUUGGGUUCAUCUAAUUUUUCCAAGAGAGAUCGACUCAGAUUUGGCACACCCAAUGCAACACGAACCACACAAACAGGGAGGCUGGGUGAGUUUUACGCAUAUAAAUAUAUUACUGGGAAAGUUGGUAAUACAGUUGUGAAGUGGGUUAAUGAAGAUAAGGAAACUGGAUUACCCUACGACAUUUUUGUAGGGGAGGGGAGUAGUACAGAGUACAUUGAAGUUAAAGCGACCGUAUCUCAGAGAAAAGACUGGUUCCAUAUAUCAACCAGAGAGUGGCAAUUUGCAGUGGAUAAAGGCGAUUCAUUCAGCAUUGCGCACGUUGUAUUAUUAGGUAAUAAUGUUGCCAGGGUAUCAUUAUUCAAGAAUCCAGUGAAGUUAUGUCAGCAAGGCAAGCUGCGAUUGGUUUGUAUGCUGCCAGUGGGGCAUAAUGAAUCCUCCAUGGUCUCCCAAGAGGCAUCACCGUCUGUUGACUUUGCAUCUGGGGGAUUGACUCCAGUCUUAGCCAAUCUAUGACUGCCUCUGCCUUCCUGGAUAACACACUGAAAUAACACAGAUUUUGUCCAUGCCAAAAUCAUUCUCUUCAUGCAUGGGAAAAUUAUUUAUCAUGUCAUUUCAAAUUUCCGCUCCAACAAGGGAAAGCAUGUGCUAGAAGAAUCCUAGGUUUUUAAGCUCAAAAUAGUGGUAGAAAUGAAGGGUGCUAACAUCGUAUCAUCUUUCAUAAAUUUUUGUAUGUAGUAUAGAUGAAAGUUUUGUCACCGGCAGCAAUGUAUUUGCUGUUCGCAUAAAUUAAUUAUCUUUUGUUAUUCUUGAUUUGCGGGUGAUUGCUUAAGUAGUUGCCCAUGAAUUCUUGUGCAGAAUAUGAGCAAAUAGUUCCAUUAAUAAAAGAUAAAAAGAGAAUUAACA